Molecule: messenger RNA, 3276 nt
Organism: Melanotaenia boesemani (Boeseman's rainbowfish)
Lineage: Eukaryota; Metazoa; Chordata; Actinopteri; Atheriniformes; Melanotaeniidae
Gene: utp15
Product: UTP15 small subunit processome component
Exons: 12
Coding region: 154-1773 (539 amino acids)
Biological process (GO): positive regulation of transcription by RNA polymerase I; rRNA processing
Cellular component (GO): nucleolus
Molecular function (GO): protein binding
Source: RefSeq, a predicted model, not a curated record
UCCACAGUCAUGGCGUCCUCCUGUGUGCCGAGAGGCAACGUGAUCACUCGAUAAAAUGAGAAAGUUUUUGUGUAUCCAGCCAACGAAUAUGUCAGUAGCAUCAUAAAUUAGUCCACAUCACCUCAAGAAAUAAGUCUUCACUCCAGGAGUUUUAUGCCUGAAGACUGCUUUGCAAUAAGAAUAGAGAUGGCCUCAUUUAAACCCACAAAAAUUCCAGUAUAUCCAAAACUUGGAGAGAAAGUCACACAAGACACCCUUUAUUGGAAAAACUACAAGACUCCAGUCCAGAUAAAAGAAUUUGGAGCAGUCUCAAACAUUGACUUUUCCCCUGUGGCUCCGCAUAAUUUUGCUGUGACAGCAUUCACAAGAAUUCACAUCUACGGCCCGUUCUCCCAGGAGCCUGUCAAGACAUUUUCCCGAUUCAAGGACACUGCUUACUGUGGCAGGUUCAGGUCAGAUGGCCAGCUGCUUGUGGCGGGAUGUGAGGACUCUGUAGUCCGGCUGUUUGAUGUCAGUGGCAAAGUGGCACUUCGGAUGUUCAAAGGCCACUCAAAGGCUGUACACGUAACAGACUUCACAUCAGACCGUUACCAGAUCCUCACGGGGUCGGAUGACUACACCUGCCGACUUUGGGACAUCCCAAAUGCAGUUGAGCUCACCGCCUAUCAAGAACAUGCAGAUUACAUCCGCUGCGGUGUUACGAGCAAACUCAACAGAGAUUUCUUUAUAACAGGGUCGUAUGACCACUCACUGAAAAUGUUUGAUGCCAGGAUGGAUAAGAGUGUGAUGACUAUGGAUCACGGCCAGCCAGUGGAAAGUCUUCUUCUCUAUCCAUCAGAGGGCCUCCUUGUCUCAGCAGGUGGGCGCUAUGUCAAAGUGUGGGAUCUGUUAAAAGGAGGCCAGCCUCUUGUGUCCUUAAGAAACCAUCAUAAAACCGUCACUUCUUUGGCUCUCGGCAGCAAUGGACAGAGACUGCUGUCGGCCUCUCUGGACAGGCAUGUAAAGGUGUACAACACAACCAACUAUAAAGUGGUCCACAACUUUGACUAUGCUGCAUCUAUCCUCAGUCUGGCUUUGGCUCCUGAUGAUGAGUCCAUUGUAGUGGGCAUGACCAACAGUAUUCUUAGUAUUAAGCACAGAAAAAGCCCUGAGGAGUCAAAUGAAUUAACUAACCAACAGAGACGGCGACCAUCAUAUCGUGUUUUUGUGAAAGGAAAGAACUACAUCCCAAAACAGGAUGAUUAUCUUGUUAGUAAGCCAGUGAAACAACAUUUGGCCAAAUAUGACAAGCAGCUCAAGAAAUUUAAUGUAUCUAAAGCUUUGGAUAAAGCCUUGGAGAGCUGGACAAGAUUGAAAAAGCCAGAGGUCCCUGUUGCUGUUAUGAAGGAGCUGGACCGAAGAGGGACUUUGAAAAACGCCCUGGCUGGGAGGGAUGAGUCGGGACUCUCUCAGUUACUCCAUUUUCUCAUUGGAAACUUGGUUGACAGCAGGUUUACUCCUGUCCUCGCGACAGCUGCUGAGAUGAUCCUGGACAUCUAUCAUUCAGUAAUCGGCCAGUCACCAGUUGUGGACCGACAGCUCAUCCGCCUGCAGGAGUUGCUAGAGAAGGAACUGGACUACCAGAGAGAUCUCCUGGAAAUUCUGGGCAUGUUGGAUACAAUGUUUGCCUCCUCACUCCCAAGGAAGGAGGUGCCAUGUUCUGGCAUUGGCAGGUCUAAUGGCCUGGUUCAGGGAGAAGCAAGUACCCCAAGACCACAGCUUCAGGUCACCUGAGAUUUGUGGGGGUAGAAACUCUUAGAGUUAUUUACCAACAGUCUAUUUUUUGAAGUGUCACGUCAUAAACUUCACCAAACAAACAUUUCAGUUCAAGUGAAGGCACCAGAUCUGCUUGGGGUCUUGUAUUUAAAGAUGUCAGGCCCUCUAAUAGGUUUUGCUAUUGGAUAAUUUUGAAUGUGAGGAGUGCUGGAGAGCUACACAUCACUUUUCAGAUGAGCUGUAUUAAGCUGAUGCUUUUAGUGAUCCAGCAGUUCUCGUUAUUACAUGAAUAUCAGUGGAUUGAUCUGAGGUUAGUAUCUAAUCUUGUGUAGUGCUUAAAUUAAAAUAUUUUGUUAAAAGGCAGCUGAUAAGACAUCUGCUAGAGACACAGAUGAGAUUUCUUCCUCUUGUCAAACUACAAAUAUGUCAGUUUCAACAUUUUUUCCUCAUUGAAUUCAGUUUGUGGGUUAUGUAUGGAGUUUAUUUUUCUUCUUUUUCUAAUAAAUAAGGGACAAUCAGAUUCCUGGACUGCCAUAGUACAUUGAAAACCAGCACUAAUUUGAUUACAGAAUUUAAAGCAUGCAAGUAUUCUUCUGUACAACCACAUAAUAUGAAUAUCCAAUUUUAAAUUAGCUGUCUGUCAUGCAACAAUGUGGCAUCAAAGAUGAACUUUCAGAUGUAUAAUGUCAUUUUUUUAAAAAGCAGGAUCCCAAGCCGAUGUGACAGGCUGAGCACAUUCCGUAGAGUUGGUGUUAGAUUUAAUCCGAUGGAGAAAUCCUGCUUUCUGCUGUGAAUGGUUUUUCAACUGUAAACAACUGAUGAUGCUGUGUGUAUUUGAAACUGGCACACAACAAUCAGUUGAGGUCUUUGCUAAGUUACCUGUUAAAUUUUUUUUCCGUUCUUUUUCAUUUAAAAAAAUGUCUCAAUGUUCAAAACCAAUGAUUGUGAUUUCUUUUUUCACUCCAAGAAAUAAUCUCAGCUCAGUAACGUCAUCAGUUUCGAGAAGUAAAAGCUCAAGAUUUGAGAUUAAUGUAGUGAAAUUAAAGUUGAAUAUUUUCCUUGUGUGUGUGUGUGUGUGUAAUGUGGGAAACCUGUGAGAGUUAUGGCUUUUUUUUUAAUUUAAAUUUUUUUUUUUUUUUUUUUUUGGAGAAUUAUGGCCUUGUACAGGCACAGUUUCAUCAAAUAAGCAAACAACUACUAACCAAUCACAGCUGAGCGGGCCUCUGGUUGCUAAACAACAGGUCAACCAAUAGCAGCUGAAAGUUCCUCCAACUGAUCCAAUCUGGCUCUAACCACUCUAGUCCCUAUUCUGGUUUCAGGAGACUGAAGCUAUGGUCUCUGUGAUGUUAAGAAUAAUCUUAGUAUAUGUGGAUAUAAAACAUUGUUUUUCUCGGAAAACCUGUAAUUACUAUUGUAAAUGUGUGUGUGUGCUUGAGUAAAUAAUUUUACUAUGAAUAUCUGUGUUUUCAUAACAAAAAUGGCGUAUGUUUUCAAGCAGAAUGAAAUCUUUGUCAUAUUAAA